GCACGACUUGCCAGGCCCUUAUAAUUCACGACCAUGAGCGAAGCAUUGAACGACCAGAACGUCGAGUUUCACUUGGUGGCGAUCUUCGAAAAACUCGAGGCCAUCAAAAAUGAACAGAUCAGCACGGCGGUCAGCAUCAAGGUGCCCAUGCAAGUCGAGAUUCGCACCUUGGAGUUUUGGAGAAGUGUCACGUCCGAGUGUUUGGCCUCUUUUAUUUAUGUUUUUGUCGUAUGCGGGGCUGCCGCAGGGACCGGCACCGGGACCACGUCGUUCUCCUCGAUUCUACUAGCGACCGCUUUGGCGGCGGGCUUUGCCGCCACCUCACUCACACAAUGCUUCGGACAUAUAUCAGGGGCUCACAUUAACCCGGCUGUGACAGUGGCGAUGGGGGCGACAAAAAGAAUAACAGUUCUAAGGACCACUUUGUUUAUUCUGGCGCAAUGUGGCGGCGGAAUAGCGGGAGCGGCAUUUUUAUACACGGUAACGGUGCCUGGGUACCAGAGCAACUUGUCGGCCGCUGUGGCACAUUCUGCAAUGAUUGCGCCCUGGGAAAGAUUCGGAAUCGAAUUUAUUUUGACUUUUAUCGUCGUCUUCUCCUACUUUGUAUCCAUGGAUACCUAUAGGAAGUGGAUAGGUACAUCUGCUCUUACGAUAGGGUCUACAUACUCAGCGUGCUCAUUUGUAUCUAUGCCAUAUUUGAAUCCAGCUAGAUCACUUGGACCUUCUUUUGUGUUGAGCAAAUGGGAGAACCAUUGGGUCUAUUGGUUGGGCCCUAUGUUGGGGGGGCUAGUCUCCGGUCUUAUCUAUGAAUACAUAUUCAAUCCAAAGCGCUAUAAGAAAAUGCCCGACAUCUCAGACGAUGAUUCGUCCAGUAUUAGAUCCGAUGAGGAUAAUUAUGAUGAUUUAGAUAAGCCAACUCCACCGAAAUUCCACGGGUCCACAUACAACACCUACCGUUCGGCCAAUGGGGAGAGAGCUACCAACCACGCUGGCUAUUGCCCUAGCUUAACCACCGCGAGUUUAUAUUCAGCUCCACCUACCAAACUGGAAAGAGUAGAAUCAAUUUAUGGCGGUACCAAGUCGUUAUACUGCAAAUCGCCGCCGUUAACAAGAGCCAAUUUAAAUAGAAGCCAAUCGGUGUACACCAAGUCGAACAGCGCUCUAAAUAGAGACGUGGUCCCUAAACCUGGUCCGUUGGUGCCCGCCCAAUCACUAUACCCGAUGAGGUUGAAUCAGAAUCAGAAUUACGUGCAAAAUCAGAACGCCCAGAACCAAAUGCAGCAAAGAUCCGAGAGUAUCUAUGGUGUGAGAGGUGUAACCCCCGGUACAGCUACCAGAACCGCUGAACAGAACUACACCACGACUGAACGUGCCGUUUACGGAACUAGAGCCAACUCGAACCAAACAAACGAAGGAAAAUACGACGAUAACGCUUCAAGUAAAGGUUCAACCUCUAGAAGACCAGAAUCUAUGUACGGGUUGCUAAGCUCGCAAGCUAGAAGGGCUCAAGCCGCCCAAUCGGAUACGGAAACUGGAUACGUAUCGUCUUCGUCGCGCUCCAAUGCUCCAGGGGGCAGUUACAAUGCCGCCCCUAACUACCCCUUACCUCCAAACCCCAAUAGUUAUGCCCCGAGGACCAGCAGUGAGAGCAGGCCGCCGCCACCGUCCGCCAGUGGCGGUGGUUCAUAUCACCACCAGCACGCUCAGCAUUCACCAAAUCCGCAGUAUUGACCAAAGAAGACAUGGCUGUAGAGAUAAAUUUUGUUAAAAUACCAGACAUGCAUGUCCAAAGCAGAGAUCCGCUUAAAGAAGAUUGUAAAUAUUUUAUUAUUUAUUCAUGAUGUUUGGAUAAAUUUACGUAGCGAUCUCUCGAUGGAUGAUAUUGACUUGUUGUUGAAGAGGCAAGCAUAGAUU
This is a messenger RNA of Brassicogethes aeneus, 1914 nucleotides long. Lineage: Eukaryota; Metazoa; Arthropoda; Insecta; Coleoptera; Nitidulidae. The record is from the annotation of a GenBank genome assembly.